UUUGUGGUGUGGCAUUGGGUGGCAGAGGACCAGUUCUAGGAAACGAGUCUUCUUGGAUUUUCCUCGUCUUUCUGGUAGUUUCCGAUGGCCACUCCAGUGGGUCUUCUUCGAAUUCGGGUUCUGAGAGGCAUUAAUCUUGCCGUGCGUGACACCGUCAGCAGCGACCCUUAUGUUGCUGUCUCCAUGGGGCAACAGAAAUUGAAGACUCGUGUGGUGAAAAACAACUGCAAUCCUGAGUGGAACGAUGAGCUGACUCUUUCUAUUGAAGAUCUCAAUGUUCCUAUCAAUCUAAUAGUUUAUGACAAAGACACAUUUACUGCAGAUGACAAAAUGGGGGAUGCAGAGAUAGACAUUAAACCAUAUAUUGAGUGUCUAAGGAUGGGGUUGGAGAAGCUCCCAAAUGGGUGUGUAGUGAAGAGAGUUCAGCCAAGCAGGACAAACUGCCUUUCUGACGAGAGUUGUUGUGUUUGGAACAAUGGAAAAAUUGUCCAGGACAUGUCUCUCAGGCUGAGAAACGUUGAGUGUGGGGAAGUGGUGGUUCAAAUUGAGUGGAUUGAUCUUCCAGGUUGUAAAGGUUUGUCAAUUGAGAGCGAAACUGCUAAUGUUGCAUAAUAUUUAUAGGAUUUCAAGCUUUGGUGUAGAUUAGGUUGAUGUACUACUUAUUCUCUGUAAUGGACAAGGAGUUGACUGCCGUAUUAACUAUAAGAUCUGUGGUUUGAUAUGUAUGAUACAACUUGGUAUAUUCGCAUUAA
Molecule: messenger RNA, 752 nt
Organism: Corylus avellana
Lineage: Eukaryota; Viridiplantae; Streptophyta; Magnoliopsida; Fagales; Betulaceae
Product: protein C2-DOMAIN ABA-RELATED 7
Source: RefSeq, a predicted model, not a curated record